AUGGGGAAUUGUCAAGCGGCUGAGGCAGCGACGGUUGUGAUCCAUCAUCCGGCGGAGAACAAGGUGGAGAGGAUUUACUGGUCGGUGACAGCGAGUGAUGUCAUGAAAUCCAAUCCUGGCCAUUACGUUGCGGUGGUGGUGACGUCAACGACACAGAGAAACGAGAAAGGAUCGCCACUGAAGCAGCUUAAGCUCCUUCGUCCUGACGACACUUUACUCAUCGGACAUGUGUAUCGCCUCGUCAGCUUCGAAGAGGUUUUGAACGAGUUUGCGACGAAGAAAUGUGUGAAGCUUGGGAAGCUAUUGAAAGAAGGAGGAGGGCUUGAGCUGAAGAAGAAGACGAAACAUGGGAAAAAGACGGAUCGGGAAACGGGUCGGACCAACCCUAAUUCGGAUCUGAAAGAAGAUGGGGCUAAUGACACGGUCGCCGAAGAAGACGGUGGAGAUGGGUUUAUGAGGCGGAGCCACGGCGGAAGAAGAGGAGGCGGUGGAUGGAGGCCAGCUUUACGCAGCAUUCCGGAAUUUGGAUCCUCGUGA
Microthlaspi erraticum is the source of this 537-nucleotide messenger RNA. The record is from the annotation of a GenBank genome assembly. Lineage: Eukaryota; Viridiplantae; Streptophyta; Magnoliopsida; Brassicales; Brassicaceae.